Talaromyces stipitatus ATCC 10500 is the source of this 3810-nucleotide messenger RNA. Its product is annotated as patched sphingolipid transporter (Ncr1), putative. Lineage: Eukaryota; Fungi; Ascomycota; Eurotiomycetes; Eurotiales; Trichocomaceae. Gene Ontology annotation, cellular component: membrane. The record is from RefSeq and is a predicted model, not a curated record. Gene Ontology annotation, molecular function: lipid carrier activity. Bases 1 to 3810 code for a protein of 1269 amino acids. The transcript has 3 exons.
AUGAGAAGCCUGCAGAGAAUCGCUGCGGGCUUGCUCUGUAGCAUGCUAUUUUUCGUGGUCGCGGCACAGGGAGAGACCACUAUACAUGAACCUGGUCGAUGUGCUAUUCGCGGCCACUGCGGGAAAAAGAACAUAUUUGGCGGGGAAUUGCCCUGUCCCGAUAAUGGGCUUGCGCGCGACCCAGACGACGCAGUGAGAGAAAAAUUGGUCUCGCUAUGCGGAAGCAAGUGGUCUGAAGGGUCUGUAUGCUGCGAGGAGGAACAGGUCGAUGCAUUGAAAAAGAACCUGAAACUUGCAGAGGGUAUCAUUGCCUCGUGUCCCGCAUGUGUCGAUAAUUUCUUCAACAUGUUUUGUACUUUCACAUGUUCCCCGGACCAGUCGUUAUUCAUCAACGUCACGCAAACCGAGCCGAAGGGAGACAAAUAUCUGGUCACGGAAAUAGACAAUCUCUGGUCGGAAGAAUACCAGAGUGGUUUCUAUGACAGUUGCAAAAAUGUUAAGAACGGCGCAUCUGGAGGAAAAGCAAUGGAUUUCAUUGGAGGAGGUGCCAAAAAUUAUACGCAGUUCAUGAAGUUCCUAGGCGACAAGAAGCUUCUCGGUAGCCCCUUCCAAAUCAAUUACGAAACGGAACCUCGAUACCCAGAUGCUCAGGGUAUGGAAGCCCUGCCACUUGUUCCAAAGGCUUGCAAUGAUUCAGAUCCGGCCUAUCGAUGCUCUUGUGUGGAUUGUCCCUCAGUAUGCCCGACGUUACCGGAGGUGAAAUCGCAGAGCCGUUGUCAUGUCGGACUUAUGCCGUGCAUGUCAUUCGCUGUCAUUAUCAUCUACUCAGUAUUCCUCUCUCUCGUUGUAUCUAUAUCGAGCUACGUGGCCUACCGAGAACGACGGUAUCGCAAACCCGAGCGGGUAAGACUAUUACAGGAUCCCGUACAAAGUGAUGAAGAGGACGAUGGUGAAAUUGUUCGUGGUGCUGCUUAUGUAGACACACCGCAUAAGCACUACAAGCUGAAUGGUAUAUUCGACAAAGCCUUUAACCGACUGGGAAGUAAAUGCUCCCGCUUUCCUAUGAUUACUAUCUCUGUUAGUAUUGUCAUUGUCGGGCUCCUUAGCUUGGGCUGGCUUCGAUUUGCUGUAGAGACAGACCCUGUUCGUCUCUGGGUUAGUCCUACUUCCGACGCAGCUCAAGAAAAAGAGUUCUUUGAUGAGAACUUUGGCCCUUUCUAUCGUGCCGAGCAAGCAUUUUUGGUCAACGAUACCGGACCUGUGUUGAGCUACGAUACUUUGAGCUGGUGGUUUGAUGUUGAAAGCCGCGUUCGUCGCAUGAUUUCUCUAAAGCAGGGACUGACUCUGGAUGAUGUUUGCUUUAAGCCGACGGGCGAUGCUUGUGUGGUACAAUCAUUGACCGGUUAUUAUGGCGGCUCGUCUGCUGGUGUCACACCUAGGAACUGGCAAAAAAAGCUCUCACACUGUACCGAAUCUCCCGGUGAUGUUAGCUGUCUUCCAGACUUCAAACAACCUCUACAACCUACUAUGAUUCUUGGCGGCUAUGAGGGCACAAAUAAUGUCCUCGAUGCAAACGCUAUUGUUGUUACCUGGGUGGUAAAUAACCAUGCACCAGGAACAGAGGGUGAAAGUAGAGCAAUCGACUGGGAAGACAGUUUGAACCAAGUCUUGGAGGUCGUUCAUGAAGAAGCCCGCGAGCGCGGUCUUCGUUUAUCUUUCAAUACCGAGAGCAGCUUGGAGCAGGAGUUGAACAAAUCAAGUAACACCGAUGCAAAAAUUGUGGUUAUCAGCUAUGUGAUCAUGUUCAUCUAUGCGUCUCUGGCGUUGGGAUCCGGAGCGUUAACUCUUCGGUCGCUGUUGACUAACCCAUCAAACGUACUGGUUCAAUCCAAGUUUACCCUAGCCAUUGUUGGAAUCGUGAUUGUUUUGAUGUCCGUUUCCUCUUCGGUUGGAUUGUUCUCCGCCCUUGGCAUCAAAGUGACUCUUAUUAUCGCAGAGGUCAUUCCGUUCCUGGUGCUUGCCGUUGGAGUCGACAAUAUUUUCCUGAUUGUUCACGAAUUUGACCGUGUGAACAUCAGCCACCCAGAUGAGGAGAUUGACGAGCGCGUUGGCCGUGCACUUGGCCGCAUGGGACCUAGUAUCCUUUUAUCGGCGAUUACUGAAACGGUUGCUUUUGCUAUGGGUAUAUUCGUCGGCAUGCCAGCUGUGAAAAACUUUGCUGCUUAUGCCGCUGGUGCCGUUUUCAUGAACGCCAUCCUUCAGGUUACCAUGUUUAUCGCUGUUCUUGCACUCAACCAGAGGCGAGUUGAAAGUUUGCGUGCGGACUGUUUUCCUUGCUUUACCGUACGCCGAGCAACAUCGUCUGGUUUGCCGGACGGAGUAGCGUAUGAUGAUAUGGCUGGAGAAAGCUUCUUGCAAAGAUUUAUCCGCCGUAUCUACGCUCCAACUCUUCUAGACCGGAGAGCAAAGGCUGCUGUUAUAGUCAUCUUUCUUGGAAUAUUCACAGCCGGACUGGCCUUGAUUCCUGAAGUCAAGCUGGGUCUUGACCAACGUAUUGCACUUCCAAGAGACUCUCAUCUCAUACAAUAUUUCGAUGAUCUCGACGAAUACUUUCAAACUGGUCCUCCAGUGUAUUUUGUCACACGUGGAGUCAACAUAACCGAAAGAUCUCACCAGCGACAAGUUUGCGGGCGAUUUUCUACUUGCGAAGAGUACUCGCUCCCUUUCGUGCUGGAACAAGAGUCCAAACGCCCCAACGUUUCCUAUAUAUCUGGAGCUACUGCUAGUUGGUUGGAUGACUUCUUUUACUGGCUGAAUCCCCAACAGAAUUGCUGCAAAGAAAAUGGGAAAGUCUGCUUUGAAGAUCGUACGCCACCUUGGAAUAUUACCUUAUCAGGUAUGCCUGAAGGACAGGAGUUUGUCCACUAUGUUGAGAAGUGGAUUGAAUCCCCUACAGACGAAUCAUGUCCUCUUGGAGGAAAAGCUCCGUAUAGCAACGCGGUUGUGAUAGAUAACCAUCGCUUUACCAUUAACGCCAGUCAUUUCCGAACAAGCCACACGCCCUUGAAGAGUCAGACUGAUUUCAUCAACGCGCAGGCAUCUGCUCGACGUAUCUCGGGUUACCUAUCCAAGGAACACAACAUUGAUAUCUUCCCCUACUCGAAGUUCUAUAUUUUCUUUGAUCAAUACUCCUCUAUCGUUCGUCUCACCGGGACUCUGCUUGGUACGGCCGUCGGUAUCAUCUUUGUUGUCAGUUCAGCGUUACUGGGAUCUGUGGCUACCGGUGCAGUUGUUACCACGACCGUCGUCAUGAUAGUCGUUGACAUCAUAGGAACCAUGGCCAUUGUGGGUGUAUCACUCAAUGCAGUUUCGCUUGUCAACCUAGUGAUUUGCGUCGGUAUCGGAGUCGAAUUCUGCGCCCAUAUUGCUCGUGCAUUCAUGUUCCCGUCGCGUAACUUGCUAGAUAGAAGCCCAAAGUUGCGUGGUAAGGAUGCCCGAGCCUGGACAGCACUCAUCAAUGUCGGAGGCAGCGUCUUCAGCGGCAUCACUAUCACGAAAUUGUUGGGUGUCUGUGUACUUGCUUUUACGCGAAGCAAGAUUUUUGAGAUCUACUAUUUCCGUAUUUGGUUGGCUCUUGUGAUUUUUGCCGCGUCCCAUGCCUUGAUUUUCCUCCCUGUUGCUCUGAGUUAUUUUGGUGGAGAAGGCUACGUGGACCCAGAGUCAGAUGGUGGCUUGGAAGACAAUCUCGCCGCUCGCGGCUAUCGAUCACUACUAAUGAACGACGAGUAUGACUCCGAAGAAGAGGAUUGA